GGCGCUAGCAUCGUGGUAGCUAUGCGGGGAGCGUUAGCUGCGGGGCUCGAACAUCCAGCUGUCGGUGUGUGGCCCUGAGCCGGGAUCCGUCCCUCUCUCUGGGAUGCAUCUGUCCAAGAAGUGCUCGGCCUUCAAGGUGGUGCUGAGCGCCCUGCUGGUGGUGGCGCUGCUGCAGCUCAUGUACCUGUCCUUCCUGUCCCGGUUCCACGGGAAGCAGCAGCGGUACCGGUACUCGGAGCUGUUCGGGGGCACCGGGGCCAAGAAGAACGCGCACCCCGAGAAAAACACCCGAAAGGAGCGGCUGCGGUUCUCCCUGUCCACCGGGGGGAUCUUCGACCACAGUGGUCAGUACCGGGUUUACAAGAACUUGAUCCAGAGUGACUUCAGCACGAACCGGAAACCAGGGUCGGACGUCCUGGCUUUAGCGACACACACGACCAUCAACAACCUGCACCACCUGGACUCUCUGCUGCAGAGGUGGCACCAGCCUCUGUCUGUGGCCAUAUUCGCUCACGGGCAGGACGUGAAGUUUGCCACCGCUCUGGUUUACGCUCUCAGCUUCUUCUGCCCUCAGAUCCAGGCCCUGGUGGACUUCCACCUGGUCUGUCUCUCUGGAGAGACGGCCAGUUUCCCCGAGCAGGACCAUGAGCACUUUGCAGGGCUGGAGGACUGUUCGUCUGUCUUCACCAGACUGGAGACUCACAGGGACAAAUUCAAGAACUAUGCCAUCAGUGGAAACAUCUCCUACCCCAACAACCUCCUUCGUAAUGUAGCUCGCGGCGGCACCGAGUCCUCCUACAUCCUGGUCAUCGACAUUGACAUGAUGCCGAGCGCUGACCUGCACCCGCAGUUCUUGGCCAUGAUGUCCGGUCGAGAGCCGGCGAGCGACGAGGUUUUCGUGUUGCCCGCUUUCGAGAUCCGCCACGCCAGGAAGAUGCCUGCCACCAAGCCCGAGCUGGUUCAGCUCUACCAGGUGGGUGAGGUCCGGCCGUUUUAUGAGGAGCUGUGUUCUCGCUGUCAGGCCCCGACCAACUACUCACGGUGGGUCAACAGCCGCGUCAGAGGGACUCUGGAAGUGGCCUACACGCUCAGCUGGGUGGACCCCUGGGAGCCGUUCUACAUAGGGCCCAACACUGUGCCCCUCUACGACGAGAACUUCAAGCAAUAUGGCUUCAAUCGCAUCAGCCAG
Molecule: messenger RNA, 1189 nt
Organism: Paralichthys olivaceus (Japanese flounder)
Lineage: Eukaryota; Metazoa; Chordata; Actinopteri; Pleuronectiformes; Paralichthyidae
Source: RefSeq, a predicted model, not a curated record